Bursaphelenchus okinawaensis is the source of this 481-nucleotide messenger RNA. The record is from the annotation of a GenBank genome assembly. Lineage: Eukaryota; Metazoa; Nematoda; Chromadorea; Rhabditida; Aphelenchoididae.
AUGGGUGAUAUUGGAAGAUUACGUCAGAAUGUAAACGUCAAUAAGAACGCGUAUGGUGGAAAGAUCAAUGUUGUAUAUACAGACAGUUUGGACUAUGAAAAUGUAAGUUUUCAAACAAAAAAUAGCAAGAACAUUCUUUACAAAACAAAAAAUUGCAAGAACUUUCUUUACAAAACAAAAAAUGGCAAAAACUUUCUUUACAAAACCGAAAAGAUAAAAAAACAUAUCACUCCAGGACCAAAAGCCUCAAAAAUCCUCAUUCUUCACCUCUUCAAGUAGCAAAGUCAUAACAGAACAACCACUCAAUCGAUAUUGUGAUCAAAUCGACAGUCCAUUCAGUAGUUCUUGGUUUAAAAAUGACAGUAAACCUGCAAAUUCAAAGCCGAAGAAAUCAGAUAAACAAAAAGAAUUUGAAGAAAAAGCCCUGGCUAAUGAAAAACCUGAUCUGAGUCAUGAACAAGGUUACUUUUGUUGUACAUAA